This is a messenger RNA of Gossypium arboreum, 1422 nucleotides long. RefSeq lists its product as uncharacterized. The record is from RefSeq and is a predicted model, not a curated record. The transcript has a single exon. The coding region runs from base 1 to 1422 and encodes 473 amino acids. Lineage: Eukaryota; Viridiplantae; Streptophyta; Magnoliopsida; Malvales; Malvaceae. Gene Ontology annotation, cellular component: extracellular region.
AUGAGGUUGGCAUUGCCCGGCUUUGUCGUCCUCCAACCCAUCGAUAAGAUUGAUUACUUGGGCUAUAUUCAUGAAGGUGGAGACAAUGAUGGGUAUCUCAGGUUCAUGGAACCUCAAGCUGCGAGCCCAUAUGCGAAGUUCGAAGUUGAGUUUUCUGGCUCAAAUGACUUUGUGCAUAUAAGAAGUUGUCAAAACAACAAAUAUUGGGAACGGAAGCAAAUUCUUUCUAUCUCUGGGGGCUAUUGGGUUACAGCAACCGCCGACAAGAAGGAGGACGAUCAAUCCAAGGAGUCAUGCACAUUGUUCAAAGUUACCUCUGUAGACCAUGCCAUGAAUACGGUCCGAAUCAUGCAUGUCCAAUCAGGCUGCUAUUUAUGUUGUUGGCGAUGGGAUAGUGAAAAAUAUACUCGCGGCAUGUAUUCAUUCUACAAGACGCAUGAUCAAAAUGGCUUUGAUAUCUUCAAAUUUAUCGAUUGGAACUCGUUAUUGAUUCUACCUAGGUUCGUGGCCUUCAAAGGAUAUAAUAAUAAGUAUCUGUGUCUUCGUCGUGUUGAAUGGGACCUCCCAUAUAUGCAAUUCUCAAGUGAUGACAUUGGUGAUUCAACUGUGGCAUUGGAGGUUUUUCUUACUGAUGAUGGUUACGUCCGCAUCAAACCUGUCUGCACUGACAAGUUCUGGAGGCGUAGUCCAAAUUGGAUCUGGGCGGAUUCUAACGACAGUAGUAGCAAGAACACGGACACCGUGUUUCGCCCCGUCAGAGUUGACAAUAAGACCAUAGGUCUUAUCAACUUAGGCAACAAUGCUUUUUGCAAGAGCCUUACAACUGAAGGAAAAUAUGAUUGCCUUAAUGCAGCGACCUAUUCUCUUACAAAAGAAGCUCGACUAAUAGUGGAAGAGCCUGUUUUGACAAGGGAAAUUUAUGGUGUCAAAUAUCAUCUUGGUAACUCCAGGGUUUACGAUGAAAUAGUCCUCAUUGUAGCCAAGAAUUCAGCUUCUAACUUUUCCAACGAACCCGCCACUUUCGAUGUGAAGCUUUCAUAUACUGAUAUCAAAACUACUAAAUGGCAGAACUCAUUUUCACUGAAACUAGGUACGACAGCCACAAUGGAUUUCAAAAUUCCACUCAUUUUUGAGGGGAAGGUUGAAGUAUCGGGUGAAGUUCAAACAGGAAUCGAGUGGGGAGAGACCACUACAACGACCACUGUUGUGGAAGUUGUGUACAAAGUUACUGUGCCUCCAAUGACUAAGGUGAUCGUUUGCGUAAUCGCGACAAAAGGUAUAUGUGAUGUUCCCUUCACAUACAUGCAGAGGGACACUCUUUAUGAUGGGACCAGUGUCACAAAUGAAAUUGAAGGUGGCACUUACACCGGUUCUAAUUACUACAGCACCAACUUUGAUACCAAAGAAGAGGCACUGGAGUGA